Kwoniella shivajii is the source of this 786-nucleotide messenger RNA. RefSeq lists its product as uncharacterized. Lineage: Eukaryota; Fungi; Basidiomycota; Tremellomycetes; Tremellales; Cryptococcaceae. The record is from RefSeq and is a predicted model, not a curated record. Bases 1 to 786 code for a protein of 261 amino acids. The transcript has 5 exons.
AUGCUUUCGAUGUUCAAAACGCUUUUAGCUUUGGCGGUACCCUUGGGACUUCUCGUUCUGACUUCUUCCGUAUAUGCCAACCCCACGCCUUCUUAUCAGCCAUCUUACUCGAAUAGGAUAGUGUUUAUCCGACAUGCAGAGAAAGGAUUCGCGCCAGAUCAAAUUAAGAAGAAGGCUAGCGAUGGACAAUCGAGUUUGUUAUCAUUGUUCUGGCCACCUUGGCGUCAUGCUCCCAGACGCGGUGGUCCUGGUAGGAUGCCAAAUGGCUUGAGCGACAAAGGCAGGGAGAGAGCUCAGUAUAUCCGUACAUUAUUUGGCAGAGAAUCUGAAUUCGAAUUUGGUCUAAUCUUCGCCGCACCUAGAACUCCGCAAGAAAAGGAGACUGAGCGAACAUACGCAACUGUGGCUCCAUUGGCGAAUGAUCUAGGAUUGGAGAUUGACAUAGAGUGCGCAAACUCAGAAUACGGUUGUGUAGUUUCGCACGUAAACCGCUUUGUGGAGGAUUCCGACGCGGAUAUUCUUAUUAGCUGGAAACAUCGAGAUCUGAACGGCAUUGCGACAGCACUGGGGGCUUCGAAUGCUAACAAAAUCUAUCCAGACGAACGUAAUGACGUGAUAUGGAUCAUGCAGAACGGUCGAAUAAUUGAAAAGCGAUCGAUGCAUUGUCCCGGACUCGACGAUCACCGUAUCGACCAGAAUGAUCCAGAUCUGGAAGUAGAAAGCGACGAAUCUGCGUACUGGCGCGGCUGGCAUUUGUUUCGAGAUGCCCUGCCGCAUCUCUGGUAA